Molecule: messenger RNA, 1659 nt
Organism: Colletotrichum paranaense
Lineage: Eukaryota; Fungi; Ascomycota; Sordariomycetes; Glomerellales; Glomerellaceae
Product: serine carboxypeptidase
Exons: 7
Coding region: 1-1659 (552 amino acids)
Biological process (GO): proteolysis
Cellular component (GO): fungal-type vacuole
Molecular function (GO): serine-type carboxypeptidase activity
Source: RefSeq, a predicted model, not a curated record
AUGAUGCUUCAAAGAUUGCUGGUGUCUCUUUUCGCUGGGGCAGCAGUCCCCGCCAUCGCAGGUGUACUGCCUCCGAGACAAGCACCGAGUGCUGCAGAGGGCGUGACAACCAUCACCAGUCCAGGAGGCUCGCAAAUACGCUACAAACAGCCUGGAAAGGAUGGCGUUUGUGAGACUACCCCUGGAGUCAACUCUUACAGUGGAUACAUCGAUAUCGCCCCGGACGUGCAUGUCUUCUUCUGGUUCUUUGAGUCGCGCAGAGAUCCUGCAAAUGAUCCGGUGACGCUUUGGCUCAAUGGUGGUCCUGGUUCCGAUUCCUUAAUCGGUCUUUUUGAAGAGAUUGGGCCUUGCGAAGUGGUUGAGAACAUGACCACCGUACUUCGAGACUACGCUUGGAAUGAAAUAUCAAACGUCUUAUUUCUCUCACAACCAGUUGGAACAGGUUUCUCCUACAGCGAGAAAGAGGUGGGGUUUCUUGACCCUACAUACCUUCUAGUAGACAAGGAGCCAGAAACCUCCGAUGAGCGCGAAGGCCGCUGGUCAGUCAUCGACCCUACCAAAGAAGACACCAGUCGUCUGGCUGCUGUCACUUGUUGGGAAGUGGUGCAGGGGUUCUAUGACGCCUUGCCGCAGCUAAGCUCUUCUAACAUUUCUUCGAUCGAUUUUCACCUCUGGGCUGAGUCAUUCGGAGGGCAUUGGGGUCCGGCGUUUUACACCCUAUUCAACGAGCGCAACUCUGAACUUGAGCAAAGCACUCCGGUCGGGCGCAAACUCAACUUGAAAAGUCUCGGCAUUGUUAACGGCAUCGUGGAUGAGCACGUGCAGACCAAAUACUUGCUUGACUUCACUCGAGGCGAAAACAAUGGCUAUGGCAUCGAUCUCAUUAACGACACGAUCUAUGAAUACGGCAAGUGGAACCGAGAUCGCCCUGGCGGCUGCCAAGAGAAGCUUGACUACUGUGACUAUCUUGAACGCGACUCAAUUGUUCGACGGUCGGCUUGUUCUGCCGCACAAUUCAUCUGCCAAUCCGAUGUUGAGGGCAUGUACUACACUUUCAACCUGGAAGGCCGAGGAACCUAUGAUAUCCGAUUCCCAUCUGGCAAAGAUGUCCCACCUGACAACUGGCGACCCUGGCUGAACACCGCCCAAGCACAAAACGCGCUUGGUGUUGAUCUGAACUACACGUCAAGCAAUCUGCUCUACACUGCUUACACCCUUUCAGGUGACUUUGCGGUUGGAUAUCUUCCGGAUGUUGAAAAGCUUCUUGAACUUGAUGUACAGGUGUCGUUAGUUUACGGUGAUGCUGACUACAUCUGCAACUGGCUGGGAGGCGAGGCGCUCUCACUCACGGCCAACUGGUCCGGGGCUGAGAAAUUCCGCGACGCAGGCUACACCAGCUUGAUGGUGGAUGGUGAAGCCUAUGGCGAAACUAGGCAAUACGGAAAACUUAGCUUCACUCGAGUGUGGAAUGCUGGACAUGAGAUACCUUACUUCCAACCAGCUGCUGCUUUCCAGAUCUUCAACAGAACCAGUAAUCGUUUCGAUAUCGCCACGGGACAAAUCAGGAUCAACCCUGAUAGUACGUAUCAGACGAAUGGAACCGCCAAGACUACCAAGACAACUUCACUUCCGCCUUUGCCGGCACAGACAUCAGCUUGA